Sander lucioperca (pikeperch) is the source of this 5742-nucleotide messenger RNA. RefSeq names its product upstream binding transcription factor (gene ubtf). The transcript has 21 exons. The record is from RefSeq and is a predicted model, not a curated record. NCBI's taxonomy places the organism in Eukaryota, Metazoa, Chordata, Actinopteri, Perciformes, Percidae. The coding region runs from base 525 to 2747 and encodes 740 amino acids.
GCGACUGUUGUAUGCGAAUUCCCGUCAUCGAAACUCGACUAUUUGUGCUGCAACCGGGGUAUUUGCGUGGGGGAAUUAACGGUGGUUUCCGCACCGAGACCUCCAUGCGGCUGUUGGCGGAACAACCAGCCGCCUCUCUCGGUUAGCCAUCAGGGAUCUCGGUUUAAUAUCUCACCGUGCAUAGACUCGCCCUCUCUCUCCCCCUCUCUCUCUCACUGACUAGCCCAGAACCUGCCCCGACGACCGAGCUCGGAGAACCCGCCUUCUUGCUCUCGCUUAUACGCUUUUGGAUCGAGGGAAAGGAUUCUACAACGCCCUGGGUUUAGUUUUGAGCUCCGUAUUUCUGUGUUUGCAGUGCGCCAUUGGACCUUGUCACGGUAGGUUUCCUUGUAACGUUAGAGCAGAGCUGAAGCAUGGCGGACCUGGAGCUGUUGUCGCGCCAGUGAAGCUACUCAGCCUCGGAUGUUAACAUGUUUCUUUUGAGCGUUUAUCUCACAAUUUAGAUACAAGGCCAUACACUCACAAUGAAUGGAGAAAUGGAAGCAACCACCCAAGACCAAGGUGGGAUUUUGACAAUAUGGGCACAGGAUGACCUCUUAAAUCUGCUGGAGUCCAUGAAAUUGGCCCUGCCUCAGAAAGACCUGACUAAAUACAAAACAUCAGAGUCCCACCUCGACUGGCAGAAGGUGGCCUUUAACUCCUUCACAGGAGAGAUGUGUAAGCAGAAGUGGCAGGAGGUCUCCAAAGAGAUUCGUAAAUUCCGGACUCUAACAGAACUCAUAUAUGAUGCCCAAGAUUACAUCAAGAACCCUUACAAGGGCAAAAAGAUAAAGAAACAUCCAGAUUUCCCCAAGAAGCCAUUAACUCCAUACUUCCGGUUCUUUAUGGAAAAACGGGCCAAAUACGCAAAGUUGCACCCUGAGAUGAGCAACCUAGACCUAACUAAAAUCCUGUCCAAGAAGUACAGGGAGCUACCUGACAAAAAAAAGAAAAAGUAUGUUGAGGACUUCUUACGAGACAAAGAAACAUUUGUGCACAGCAUGAUGAAGUUCAGAGAACUACACCCGGACCUUAUGGAGAGCAUGACCAAGAAAGGUUCAAAUGCACCAGAGAAGCCCAAGACACCCCAACAGCUGUGGUACAACCAUGAAAAGAAGGCCGUCCUCAAGACACGCCCAGAUGCAACCACCAAAGACAUUAAGGAGAGUCUUGGCAAACAGUGGACACAGCUGUCUGACAAGAAGAGACUAAAAUGGAUCGCCAAGUCCCUGGAGCAGCAGAAACUGUAUGAGGAGACAAUGCGGGAGUACAUCCAGCAGCAUCCGGAGUUAAACAUGACCCAAGGGGAUAUCGUCAAGUCCACCCUGACCAAGGCUGAGAGGCACCUGAAAGACAAAUCUGACGGCCGACCUGACAAACCACCUCCAAAUGGUUACUCGAUGUUCUGUGCCGAGUUGAUGUCGAGCAUGAAGGAUGUACCCAGCACAGAGCGCAUGGUUAUGUGUAGCCAGCGGUGGAAGCUUCUGAAGCAGAAUGAGAAGGACGCCUACCAGAAACGCUGUGAACAGAGGAAGAAGGAGUUUGAAAUUGAUAUGAACAGAUUUCUCAGUUCUUUGUCAGAGGAGGAGCAAAACCGGGUUUUGUCUGAGGAUAAAUCAGGUUUUAAGAAGGGUGGAGCUAACAGUCCUGCCGCCAAAAAGAGGGCUUCUAGAGCAAAGGUCAAUCCAGAGAAACCCAAAAGGCCAAUUUCAGCCAUGUUCAUUUUCUCUGAGGAGAAGCGUCCCAAACUGCAGGCGGAGCGGCCAGAUCUUUCUGACAGUGAGCUCACAAGACUCCUGGCCCGCAUGUGGAAUGAGCUGCCGGAUAAGAAGAAGGAGAAGUAUAAGCGCCUAGAAACAGUCCUGAAGGCAGAGUCAGAGAAGAAGGAGAAGGAGGAUCGUAGUCGUCUGCCGGACCCACCCAAGACUGCACAGGACAUCUGGCAGCAGAGUGUCAUCGGAGACUACCUGGCCAGAUUUAAGAGUGACCGGCCAAAGGCACAGAAAGCAAUGGAAGCAACCUGGAGCACCAUGGAGAAAAAAGAGAAAAUUAUGUGGAUCAAAAAGGCAGCAGAAGACCAGAAAAGAUACGAGAGAGACCUGUGUGAGAUGCGCUCACCUGCCACUGCCAUUGCCUCAGGGAAGAAGAUGAAGUUUGAGGGUGAACCCAAGAAACCUCCAUCAAACGGAUAUCAGAAGUUCUCUCAGGAGAUGCUGUCCAACGGAGAGCUGAAUCACCUCCCGAUGAAAGAGCGGAUGACAGAGAUUGGCAGCCGCUGGCAGAGGUUAACGCUGAAGGAGAAGGACCGCUACAAGAAGAUCGCAGAGGAGAAGCAGAGACAGUACAAAGUCCAACUGGAACAGUGGCUCGCUAGCUUGACUUCACAAGAGAGAAACACUUACAAAGAAUAUAAUUCACAAAAAAGGAGAGCUCCAGCCAAACCAGGAGGCCCCAAGGCAAAGGUCAAGAAAUCUGACACGGAGGAGGAGGAGGACGAGGAUGAGGACGAAGAUGAUGAUGAUCGUGAGAAGGCUUCCUCUGAGGCAGACUCGUCCAGUGAGGACGAUGAUGACGACGACGACGACGACGAUGAUGAUAAGGACGAGGAUGAUGACGAUGACGAUGAGGCGGAAGACAAGGAGAACAAGUCGGAGGACAGCAGCAGCGAAUCGAAUUCAGAGGGGUCGUCGGACUCUGAUUCGGACUGAAACUGGCCGACGUCUACGUGAGACAAACUGAGCAGCGCUGAGCUGAGCCAAGAGUCAAGGGAGCUCUGCCACUGUGCCAACCCCACUCUCCUCCCACCACCAGAGGGAGCCCCUGCAUCACCUCAUCCACUUCACACUCGCCCACUUUAUGUCGCUGCAUUGGUGAUCUACUCCUGGAGGGACCCUGUCCUUAUGUCCAAAAUCUAUUUCAUUCCCUCCCCGGUUUAAUGAUCAUCUCACAACACGGGCCGCUGACGUUAUGCCAAAAACGGCAUCCCGCUGGUUUGGUGAUGUCAUGAACUUCUGCCACUGGUUUCAGUCCUGACUUGCAGGUUCAAUGGUUUAAGGUUAGAGUUUUAAUGUUGAUGGUAAUUCAUAACCUUCCAGUGUUUAUUUUAUUACUCUGGUAAUUAGUUGAAGACAGGCGGCAUAAGUUGUGAACGGGCUUCAUAGAGCCAAAGAACAGUAUGGUGGAUCACUUUAGGGAGCGAGAGGGGAAAGGUACAGGGUACUGGAAAAUUGCACUCUUCAGAAUGUUUCCUUUUUUAAAUAUUAUUUUUCCCAGAGCAUUGUCGCAUUGUUCUGUAUUCUCAAUUUAUGAUGUAGAUUUUAUCAUUUGGUUCUUAAAGAGGUGGUAUUUUUUCAGGAAAAAAAAAUCAAGCCAUUUUGAAUGUCUUUUUGUUGCUGGAAAAUUUCAGUUGUUACUUACCCAUGUUCUCAUUUAAAAGAUAACAGUGCCUGUAUAAAGUAUUCACCCCCACUUGGACUUUUUCAUGUUUAUUGUUUUAAGACGUUAAACCAAAGUGGAAGCUUUGGUACUCAUUAACAUAAAAUUAGAGCUUGUACUGCAACAUUUAGGGGGAAUUUACUUGAAUGCUUUCUAAUUGAGAGGAAACCUGCCCACAGCCAGCUGUGAUGUCCAGUUUGUUUGAAGUGUAGCAGACAUUUUAACACGAAAACUGAAACUGACUAAUCUCAUCUAAAUCUCAGUAAGACAACAAGCUCAGCAAAUGUUCCUGUUAUUUUCCAAGUAAAAAUAAAUAUCUACAGUAUCUAAAUGAAGUGCAAGUUUAAAAAAUGUACAACAAUUGAGUCUGUGGAUGAGUCGUUGCACAUGUGGACACUGCAUUUCCCCGUUCCUUUCGUGAAAAUGCCCGUUUGAGGUUUAUAGUGGCUGUAAAUGAGCCGCUGUUUCCAAGAUCUGCCACAAAUUCUCUAUUGGAUUUAACCUCACCAAUGCGUUUCUUGCACCAACACAGCCUGCUCUAAGCAGAUUUACAGCUGUGCCAUAUUAAUUUUUUUUUUUCUUUUUAAGGAUUGACCUUACUGUAGUCUGCAGGCUAUUCUGUGCCUUGAAAAUAUGCUUGUAUAAUUCCCCUUGAAUGGUAGCUUGUUUCAAUUUAUUUGGCAUGUUUCUUUAUCUUCACAAUGUAGUUUUUAAUACAAAAGAAGUUGUUGGUGCCUCCAGAUACAGCUGUAUUUACUGGUCACACUUUUAAUUUAGUGUGAUCUCUCCAUUCAACUUAUAAAGAAACUGUCUGCACCAGUCAAUACUCAUGCAGUCAAUUAUUUACCCUUUUUAUUUUUUUUUAAUCAGGAGUUAUUUUAUAUCAGUUGGUGAAGAUUUGUUUUGAGUGUCAAAAAAGCCUGAUUGCAUCCACUGUGCUUCAGAGAUGUAAAACAAAAAAAGGUUUAAGAAAGGUGAAUAUUUUAUAGGUACUUCAUGAUCCAUUGCCAUGUGUCUGUCAUUGAAAGGUGUCCUUUAUCAAAGUUACCUGACAUGUCUCGUACACAUUAAUCCAUCAGUCUGAUAUAAUUCAGUUUGCCUCAGUUAAUUCUGGCCUGACAGUGUUUAUUUGGAGGGAUACUUGUUUUCCACAUGUAGAGCUCAAUCGGAUUCUGUGUUUUUAAAGAAUAUGUCAUACAGUUGGUGUAUGUUUCUUUUCUGAACCGUUGUUUUACGUUUACGGUUUAUUUUAAUUGUUAAUUGUUUUGUUUUAAUUGUGAGCAGUUGUGUUCUGAUCCAUCUGGAAUCAUUUUUUGGAUGUCAAACUGAAUGGUCAAGUUUUUUUUGUUUUGAAUUUUUAAUGGUAUUUUGACCGUAAUCCGUAUGGGUUUUAGUCUGAUGCUUAAUCCCAAAAAAGUGUGCACUUAUUGUAAAUCUGUCCCUCUGUGUGAGUUUGUGUGCAUGCAUGCACAAAACUGUGUAUAUAUGAGGGUGUGAGUGUGUGUUUCUUUGCUUUAAUGUGUGCUGUUUUUACUGUUUUGUUGCAUACCGUGACGUGACUGCAGCAGGCUUGUUUGUGCCUGUGUGGGGACGUCAUACCAACACCAUGAAUGUAGAUAUUGUUAAAUCUUUACAUUUUUUUUCUUUAAUACUUUUUCUGCUCGACACUGUUGUGUCAUUGGUUACCUGAAAACAGACUAUUGACAAGACUUCCAUGACUGUCAUUUUGGGUCCACAGACAGAUGAGUACAUGGCAAAUAUUAACAAUCUGUUAGUAAUGGACUGCUUUUGACCAUUUGGAAUCUCAUUACUGUCUGAAACUAAAACCAGCAUGGACUGUUUAAAUGAUUUGGGGAGGGAAUGAGAAAAGUGAUUGCUGAUAUCGAUAAAUGGGAGUUUGUAAAAGGUAUUUGAGGAACUGAGUUGCCAGAGGAAUUGGGGUUAAAAACUUGUAAUUUUUCCUGUAAAUACUGUUUUUGUAUUGAGUGCUUAUUGUUUUGUUAGUGCUUUAAUUUGGCAAACCCUCAUCUGUGACUUCUGAGGCUAGUGAGUUUUUCACUCACGGGGGAGAGAGUUUGAUUUAAUUCACCUGUUUUAGUUGUUUCUUCUCUCCCUUAUGUUGGUUUAUAGAGAUAUCUAAGACAGCAAAGCUUUCCAAGUUUGUACUGCUGGUCAUUUGACAAAAUUUGAUGUUUUCUAUAGCUGAGGGUGUUCUUAUGUCCUUGUAGUUCCAGUAUUUGGGCAAAUAAAAAUUAUCUUUAACAGUUA